UUGGAUUGGACAAUACUAAAAUUUCUGUUUGGUGGUAUGGUGACCGCACAAAUGUUAAUCACGUGGUAAAGAAAACUCGCAUUACGAGUAAUUUAGAAAUGAAAAAGAAUUAGGAUUUAAUUAAAUCUCUAAAUUCGAACAGAAUGUCUUCUUCCACUAUUCUUACCGGACUUCUCCACCUUCAAUCACUACCUGCCCUUACCCACCUUGCCGACAAGAUAAAUCGCUGCCAGACCAUCACCAUGCUCGCCAUCAACAAUGGUGCCAUGAACGCCCUCCUUGACAAGCACCUCAUCCUCCCUAACCUAAAAAACAUCCUCUCCCUCCAAGUCCUCACGACUACUUUUCACUCAAUAGUUAUGGUUUUCUUCAUCAUUCAUGAAAUUUACCAUUACCAAGGUUUUCACACAAAGAACUUUUCUUUUAUAACAGGCAAUCAAGUAUAUAAAGAAGUUGAAGAAAAAUCAAGAGCAUAAAAAGGUGGCGUCAACGGCACAAGCGUGAGAUCCAUGGUGUCGCGGUGGCUCUCUGUGUGUGUAGUGGAUGAUGGAGAAAUUGAGUUACCAUGAAUAAUGACGAUGCUUCCGACGUGGGUAAGGUCGUCGACAAUUUUCAUGGCUCUAAUAAGUGGCGUGAAUAAACCCUAACCCUAAUAAUGUCGAAACCUACCUCCCUUAAACGGAUAUAAGCAUCCGUCAACGGAUGUCAACAUCCGUUUAAAGUGAAACGGAUGUCAACAUCCGUUUAAGGUGAAACGGAUGUCAACAUCUGUAUAAGUGAAAUGGAUGUCUAUAGUCACCAUCACUACCAUCAUUGCCAGAGCUUGGUGUCGAUACCACAAAGAAAAAGAAAUGGAGCUUCAUUUGAAGUAAAAGAGUUACAGGAUUUACAAGAGCAAAACGCCAACAUAGAAGGUAAGUUCUCCUUCUUAAAGCUUCAUCGCUCACAAAUUAUAAACGCUGGAUGUUUGCAAUCUACUCGUAAUUAGUUUUCUGCUUUGAUUUGGUGAUGCUUAGCUUUGUUUGCUCGCAUUGAACAUGUAAUUAUGUUGAAUAUAUAUGAUCUGGUUCUUCAUACUCUUUGCCACUCAUCUAUCCCCAAUAACACAAACAUGGCCUCAUCCUAAGCAUCUAUCCAUUGAUCCAAGACAGAGCACAAAAACAUUGAUCAUCACCCAAAAAUAUAAUAAUAAAAAAAAUGAUGAUGAAGGGAGAAGUAAUCAGAAAGAGAAACAUAGAACAAUGAGAAGAAUUGUUCUGAGAAAUGCAACUAUGUUCACACGCAACCUUCUUCACUCUGCCCCUACACCUUCCGCUUCAACUCCCCUGCGACCAAAACUCUUCUCCUCCAAUGGAAUUCCCUCGCCGGUUCUACAAAACCGGGACGACGUCGACAAUAAAGAGCUCAAGAGGCGGAUUGAGGGAUACAUGAAGGGCGACGAGCAGGUGCUGCCAUCGAUCAUGGAGGCGACUUUGCAGCGGAAGCUGUCGGGGAGGCACGAGGAGAUUGAUGACGAGUUGAUGGGGGAGCUCCGCAUGCGCCCCCUUAACAAAGUCGAAGACGAGGACUUCGAGUCUGAUUUCGAGGAGUUCCAGGAAACCGAUGAGGAGCUCGACGAUUUGUGCAACGCCAGGGAUGCAGUGAUGAAGAGGAUGGUGACGUCAUGACCGACGGUAGCUCCGAUGGCGCUUGGUGUCGUCGGCGACGCAGUGAACCAAGCAGAGAGGCCGUUGUGGUGGUUGGUCAGAUGGGAGCGGCGGCACGCCCCUGCUGGGAAGCAAAUCUCGCUGCUUUUCUUUUUCUCUCGAAGGAGACUCAUCUGGGCUGAUUGAAGAAUGAGGGGAAAGUGAUAGAGUUUGGAGAGUUUGGAGAAGUCGGCCAGGGAAAAAAAGUGUGACGGAGAUGGAGAAGAGGAGACGGAUCUCAAAAGGGUAGGGUGUAACUGAGGAGAGAGUAAAAGUGAGAAAGAAAGAAGAAAGGAAAAAGUCUCUUUAACAGUUCUUUUUUUAC
Molecule: messenger RNA, 2010 nt
Organism: Vigna radiata var. radiata (mung bean)
Lineage: Eukaryota; Viridiplantae; Streptophyta; Magnoliopsida; Fabales; Fabaceae
Exons: 1
Coding region: 1059-1667 (202 amino acids)
Source: RefSeq, a predicted model, not a curated record